This is a messenger RNA of Populus nigra (black poplar), 4447 nucleotides long. Its product is annotated as nuclear pore complex protein NUP1-like. Gene Ontology annotation, biological process: poly(A)+ mRNA export from nucleus; nuclear membrane organization. NCBI's taxonomy places the organism in Eukaryota, Viridiplantae, Streptophyta, Magnoliopsida, Malpighiales, Salicaceae. The record is from RefSeq and is a predicted model, not a curated record. Bases 81 to 4007 code for a protein of 1308 amino acids. Gene Ontology annotation, cellular component: nuclear envelope. The transcript has 9 exons.
GCCUCCUUUUCUCUCUCUACAAUUAAACAUACUCUCUCUCUCUCUCUCCCCAAACCGUAACCCUAAUUUCGCGGUUCUAAAUGGCGGCGGCGGCGGGUCGGGAAAGUAACGAGAGGCUGUAUGAAGACCGAGGAGGCUACGGGAAGUUUCGAAAACGGCCGUUUCGAAGGAGUACGCAGACGACGCCGUAUGAUCGUCCUUCGACGGCAAUUCGAAACCCUGGCGGGAUUAGUAAUGGUUGGUUGUCGAAAUUAGUGGAUCCGGCUCAGAGACUCAUUGCUUCUAGCGCACACAGGCUUUUCGCCUCUGUCUUUCGAAAACGGCUACCUGCGCCGCCGGUGGUAACUCCUCGGUCGCAGCCUCCGGAGACGGAGCGGGAGACAGACGUGAACCCGGGAGCAUUGGAUAAGCCAAAGGGAAUGUCUUCCACAGAUUGUCUUGAAGUGCAUAGAGAAGCCAUCAAUGCAAGCAGUGGUCUGAUUAAUAGUUUGGAUAGAGGUGGGGUCACUGAACUCGAAUUAAUUCUAAAGCAGAAGACCUUUACCAGGUCUGAGAUUGAUCGAUUGACAGCUCUGCUGCAAUCCAGGACUGCUGAUUUUCCUACUGGUAAUGAAGAGAAAAAACCUGAAGUGAUUUCUUCAAGAGCCAUGGUCUCUGAAGGCAAAAAGGAGUUAUUGACUGUUCCCGUUACUAAUGGGUUUGAGAGCCGCAUUAAUUCAACACCUAUUGUCGGCUCAAGUGUCCUCAAUGAGGAUGUUGCUUCACCUACAGAGCUUGCAAAAGCUUACAUGGGUAGUAGGCCUUCAAAAGUAUCACCAUCAAUGCUAGAAUCACGCUGCCAGCCAUUUCGGGAUAAUUCAACAGCUCUGAUGAACCAUACAUUCACUCCAAAAUCACCAAUGAUGUCACUCACACCACGUUCUUCUGGCUGUCCUGGGGUUCCUGAGAAUUAUUUUGUGACACCAAGGUCUCGAGGCAGAUCUGCUAUAUACAAUAUGGCUCGAACACCAUAUUCCAGAGUUCAUGCAUCUACUGGCCUCCAGGGUGCCGGAACAUCAAGUGAUGCUUUCACUGGACCUUCAUUUUCAUCUCAGAAUGCAUUGGAGAGCAGCAGAUUUUCUGGAUCUAAACAAGGGGCUUUAAAACGGAGGAGUUCUGUCCUGGAUAAUGAUAUAGGAUCUGUUGGUCCCAUACGUAGAAUUCGUCAGAAAUCAAACCUUCUGCCUACCUCUGGAACCCUUUCUAUUCGCGGAGCUGGUAUCGGCUCUAACGCUGCUCAAAAACUACCCUCAACAGAGAAGCCAGUUCUAGUGGGUGAACCAUCAAAGGAUAAUGGGGAUAACAAUGUCCAUGGUACUACUUUUACCCCUGUUCCCUCCAAGUCAAGUGAGAUGGCAUCAAAGAUAUUGCAUCAGCUGGAUGUGUUGGUCUCAUCAAGGGAGAAGUCUCCUGCCAAGUUGUCACCAUCCAUGCUACGGGGACCAGCUCUUAGAAGCCUGGAGAAUGUAGAUUCUUCAAAGUUUGUAGAAAUUGAUAAUGAUACUAACAAGUUAGCCUUGAAACAUGAUACCUUGUUACCUGAUGCAAGAGAGUCUGUGUCACAAAAGCAAGACAAAGUUGAAGAAAAGGGUCCUAGCAAACCCAUUGCUCCAUGUGGCAAGUCAGCCUUGGCAGGAAAUGGUAUGGAUACCACAAGUUUAUUGAAGAAUGAUUUGGCUGGGGUCAAAACAUCAGCUUUUCCUGUGAUGAGCACCUUUGCUCAGGCUCCUGUACAAAAGAAAAGGGCUUUCCAGAUGAGCGCACAAGAGGAUUUUCUGGAGCUUGAUGAUGAUGACUACUCUAAUGGGACUGCAUCUGGUAUGUUGGCUGAAGGGAGAGAAAAGGUGGAUACCAAAUUGGUAGAAAAGAAGACCAUUGUUGCUGAGGCUGUUGUAGUGGAGAAGUCUCCGGUCCAAUCUGAAGUCAACUCCCCAUCAAGUUAUACAUUGAACAAAAAAAAUGCAGGGAUUGAUGGGUCUGUGGUUGUGGAAAAGAGCAUUGGCUUUAUUUCCCCAGCAGCACCCCUGCCAACCAUUACUGAUAAGCAGGCUGUGGUAAACAAGUUAGAAUCAAUAUCUGAUGAAGCUGCCCUACCAAAGUAUUCGAAUGCUUUGCCCCAAAUAUUUAGCACCGCUGAGAAGGUUGCUUUGCCAAAGGAACCAAAUGGCACCUCUCAAUUUUUCCAUUUUAGCAAUAGAACUGGUGAUAAAGCUGCGCCACUCACACUUACCUCAGUCAUGAGUGACCCAUCUGGCCAAAAGUCGGGUGUAUCAUCUGAUGCUGGACCAAAGGGUUUCAGCUUUACACCUAUUGCUUCUGGUGCUACUGAGUUGGUGACAAGAGAUCCUGGAUUAGAUAAAGGUGAUGAUAAGGACAGUUUGAAGAUGGGAAACUCAUUCAGGACAGCUGGAAAUGUGCCUUCUACAUCAAUUUCAUCGAAUGGAAGCCUAUUCUCAUUUGGCAUAACCUCUAAUAGUUCAACUCUAAAUAAUGGAUUUCUUGCUUCUACUACCCCAUCUUCAUUUUCCUCUCCCAGUCUGCCUCUAUUUUCCAGUAACUUAACUGGUCAAAAAUCAUCUAGCAUCCCUUCCAACAGUGUUGCUAGCAGCAGUACUAAUGCCACUACCACUGCUUUCACAGCUGCAAACACUAAUGGGAAUAGCAACUUCUCUGUUUCAGCAUCGGCAUCAGAACCUACCUUGACAGCUGCAUCUAUUUUUAAAUUUGGGACUGUCUCAUCAAAUUCAGUCUUAACAGUACCAUCAAUUACCACUGAAACAACAGAAGUCAAGACCAAAGAAACAAGUUUUAGUGCUUCUAGUGGCACAUCCUCUGCAAUGACAAGCACAGCUGGCAGCAUUUUUGGUGGUACUUCUGCAAUGACGAGUGCAGGCAAUAAUAUUUUUGGUGAUAACACCGCAGUUACUGGCAAAGAAAAUAGUGUUUUUGGUGGUACACCCCCUGCAGUUACAAGCACAGAAAGUAGUGUUUUGAAUGCCACAUCUGCAGUUAUGAGCACAGGAAGUGGUCCUUUUAGCUUCAAUGCUGGGAGCACAACUUCAGCUGCUACUAAUCAAUCUCAGGGUUUUAAUCCUUUUAAUGCUGGCACUACUCAGGUUUCUGCUGCUGGAACUGGUUUGGCAACUUCAACACAGAGUAUGCCGAUGCAAUUUAGUUCACCUGCAUCAACUGCGAGUUCAGCCUUCUCUUCUGGCAGUUCCACAUUUGGUUAUGUGAAUACAGCCUUCUCUUCUGGCAGUUCCACAUUUGGUUCCUCUACAUCUAAAUUGUUAAGUUCUGGUACUACAUUUGGACUAAACUCUUCCACUUCCGAGUCCAGCUCUGUUAGCUCCAUGGCGAGCCCCGCAUCUGCUGUAUUUGGUUCCAACUGGCAGGCACCGAAAUCUACUGGAUUUAGUUCCACACCAUCCUCUUCUUUCUCAACGUUGUCUGCCUUUGGAGCAACUUCUAAUACUGGCACAACCAGUGCACCCAUGGUGUUUGGAUCAACCUCUAGUGUCUCAUCUGGCCCCUCUUUCCCCUUCAGUUCACCUGCAGCUGCUACUCCAUCACAGUCUGUGUUCGGUGCCCCAAAUCCUAGCUUCGGAUUUGGUUCUUCAUCUGGUAAUAAUGACCAAAUGAGCAUGGAGGACAGCAUGGCAGAGGACACAGUUCAGGCAACCACGCCUUCAGUUUCUGUAUUUAGCCAACAACCAGCUGCACCUGGCCCAAUUUUUGGUUUUUCAGCUCCGUCGGGUGGGAAUCAGUUUGUUUCUACAGGUCCACCGGGUGCAAAUCCCUUUCAAUUUGGAAGCCAACCAAAUCUUGCUGCUCCGCAGAACCCAUCUUUUCAGGCUUCAGGUAGUCUAGAGUUUAAUGCUGGAGGAAGCUUCUCAUUGGGAACAGGUGGCGGUGACAAGUCCCAUAGAAAAAUUGUCAGAGUCAAAAGAACACAGCGCAAGCGGUAAAGACACCUAGAAACUCCGGUUUGGUUUUGUUGUGUAAUUUCCUGGUUAUUCGUGGCAGACAAGUAAUUAUAAUGAUGAGAGAUACACAGCAUGAUUUGAUGUUUCUGAGGUCACCCAUUGAUAUUUUGGUGACAAAGGUAAACCUGCCUUCUCAGGCACCAGAGAUGUGCCCGAUCCUGCUUAUGUCUUUACAGUUCCCUUUCCCCUCAGGACGAUGGUGGAAAGGUGGGCUUAUGUUGUUGCAAUUUUGUACUGUCUUCAUAGCAAACCUAAGAUAGUGGUAGCUCAUAGGAUUAUAGUUGGGUAAAUUUGCUUGCGACCAUGUUCUCUGUAGUCUGUACUCUAUCACUUGUAACAUAAACAGCAAAUCAUAUCGAUUUGUUUAAGAAAUUGUCUUGUUCUGAGCAUCAGUUAUUUCCAAUAAUCAUUGUUUUAUCUCA